Molecule: messenger RNA, 962 nt
Organism: Phycodurus eques (leafy seadragon)
Lineage: Eukaryota; Metazoa; Chordata; Actinopteri; Syngnathiformes; Syngnathidae
Product: hemoglobin embryonic subunit alpha-like
Biological process (GO): hydrogen peroxide catabolic process
Cellular component (GO): hemoglobin complex; blood microparticle; haptoglobin-hemoglobin complex
Molecular function (GO): oxygen carrier activity; heme binding; haptoglobin binding
Source: RefSeq, a predicted model, not a curated record
GUGUCAUCUGCAUAGCUAUGAUAGUCUAAAUUAAAGUUCUGAAGAAUUUGACCCAAGGGUAGCAUAUACAGGCUGAACAGGAGGGGUCCAAGAACUAACCCUUGAGGGACCCCAUAGGUCAUUGCCAUUCGAUGAGAUUGAACACUUCCAAUGGUUACAAAAUAACUCCUUUCCUCCAGGUAGGACUUGAACCAUUUAAGGACUGUUCCAUAAAGGAUCAAUUUUGCCCAAAUAGCGGCAUUAAACUCUCAACCAAAGCACCGAGAUGAGUCUUUCCGACAAGGACAAGGACACAGUCAAGGCCUUCUGGACUCUGGCUGGUGGAAAGGCUGACAUGAUCAGGAGCGAAGCUCUGACCAGGAUGAUCUACGUGCACCCUCAGACUAACUGGAAGGACUUGAGCUUCAACUCCGCUCUGGUCAAGAAGCACGGCAAGGGGAUCUUGAAAGGCGUCAACGAGGCCAUCGGCAAACUCGACAACCUGACUGUGGGCCUGCUGAACCUCAACAAAAAAAUUGUGAUCUGUCGUUUGUUGUCAUUUAAGGGCAAUUCUAAAACCUUUCUGGCGGGGCUGUCACUUACUCCUGGAUUUUCACUAUUCGGGCCUUAUCUUCUCCCCCACAAGCAAAACAGCAGAAUUGCUACACGCUGAAUAAGACAGCUGAAGUAGAAAAAUGAUUAGGGUGGAGAUUCAUUGUUUUUUCUUUUUUCGUUUUUGAAUAAUGUUAAUAAUAUUCAUAUGAUCAAACACCAUAACAACAUGUGUGAAAACAUGCCACACAUGAGCUCCUCAUGCAUAACUCACUUGUUUCCAUUGUGAUUGUUGUCUCGCAUAAGCAGAGCUGCAGUGUUAUAAUUAUAAUAAUAGCAUAUAUUUACAAAGUGGCUUUCAAGAGACCCAAGGACGCUUUUUCUUUCAGUCGGGGGGGGGACGUGCUGUAUCUUCUGCAGGCCGCAUCAUU